AUGACUGAUCAACAUUCUGGAGGUACGGAGUCUACUCUAACCCCAUCCUCGCCCUAUACGGAUAUCUUCUACUUUGCCAUCAAUGCCACAGAGGCAGUCACUGAUAACUUCUGGCUAAUUUGUCCUGGAGGCUCUCGCAUUCGAUUGGGCGAAGGUGACCCACGCCUGGAGCCCACCCAUCUCUACCUCAGCUGUGAGCCGACCGACGAGCGUCUGAGAGAAUCGGUGGACAACAAUGCGGACUGCGCCAUAAUUCUUCCUAGAUCUCCCUCUACAUUCCCGCCGGUAGAGGUUCCCGAACGGGGACAGCCUGAGUUUUGCUACGUGGAUCUUCGAACUGUCGACAACAAAUUUGGCUCGUAUCUGAAAGAUCUCACUGACCUUCGCUGGUGCGAACAAAACAUCCUAGGCGCCAACUUCAAGGUUCCGAAUAUGUCACGAGAUGGUGUAUUCACUGUUAUGAUAGAUGUCCUUGGAAGAGUUAAGACCGUAAGCAUUGAUCUACUGCACUCGGAGCCUCACCGUUGGGCGUACAUGGGAGCUUUACUCGCGCGUCAUAUCUGGACCUACAUCCUGGAACUGCAGCGCGAAGCCGAGCUUGAGAUUGUGGCGGCCGGUGACCCGAAUGCUGUAUCUGCGAUUGCACGAGCCCUCUAUAACAUGGAUGACCGGUCCGUCAGGCUUCUAGGCUUAGUUUGGUUUGAGGAACAUAGUGCUUGGGUCCCAAUUUUGGGAUACACUCCUGAACCGCACGACUCGUUGAUCAAGAGCCUUUCAAUCUCAUAG
Coprinopsis cinerea okayama7#130 is the source of this 786-nucleotide messenger RNA. RefSeq lists its product as hypothetical. The record is from RefSeq and is a predicted model, not a curated record. The transcript has 4 exons. The coding region runs from base 1 to 786 and encodes 261 amino acids. NCBI's taxonomy places the organism in Eukaryota, Fungi, Basidiomycota, Agaricomycetes, Agaricales, Psathyrellaceae.